Molecule: messenger RNA, 834 nt
Organism: Cicer arietinum (chickpea)
Lineage: Eukaryota; Viridiplantae; Streptophyta; Magnoliopsida; Fabales; Fabaceae
Product: senescence associated gene 20-like
Source: RefSeq, a predicted model, not a curated record
UUCAUUUGCAUUCUCAUUCUCCUCAUAUUCUCAUUUCCCCCUAAAUUUCAUCUAUCACCAUAUAUCAAUUAAUACAAUAUCUUUUGAUAUUCCAAAAUUUUUGAAACUCAAAUUAAGACAUGGUGAUGCCUAUAGAAAAAGAGGACCACAACAAAAAAUUAGUCACAGAUUUAUACAAAGCCUUAGUCACAAAAGACACAAACACAAUGCAAAAUCUUCUUGCCUCUGAUUUAGAAUGGUGGUUCCAUGGUCCACCAUGUCAUAGUCACUAUUUAGUCUCUUACCUCACAUGCUCAUCAUCAUCAUCUAAAAAAUCUUUGGUUCCUAACAUCAUAAUUGGAUUUGGAUCAGUUAUUGUUGCUGAAGGGUUUGAUGAAGAAAAUAAAGUUUGGUGGGUCCAUGCUUGGUCUAUUUGUAAUGGAAUCAUUACUGAGGUUAGAGAAUAUGUUAACACUUCUUUGACUGUUACUAAACUUGGUAAUCUGCAUUUUCCAAUGUCACAAAGUGUGGUUUCUAAAGAAGAUGUUGUUGGUUCCACUUGUCGGUGUAUUUGGCAGAGUAAGCUUUGUGAUGAGUCUGUACCUGGACUCAUUCUCACUGUCUAGCACAAAAUCUUUCCUAUCUUUUUAAUUGCGGUUAGGCCGUAAAUAUUUAUAUUGUCGAGAAAUAUAGAUAAAUAAAUUGUAACUGUAAUGUCUUGCACAAACUUUAAAAUACAGUUGCCGACUACAAUGUAAAAUCAUGUCUCAAAAUGAUAUUACGGACCUAGAUUCCUUAAAGUUUGGAUUUUAUUAACAAUUUACAUAAAAUUAUGCAUUGGAUAUUUACAUAAAA